AUAAGAUGAUAAUAAGUUGUACAAUGCGAAAGUAUUUAUAAUAUUUGCAUAGAAGGAAAAUAAAAAUGAAAUACUUUUGAGGCAAGAAGAUGCCUGUCAAUCCAUUUAAUAAUGGGACAGCAUUUCGCUAGUCUCAGAGAAUUUUUUAGAAUGGAUAGUGAAAGGCAGUCGUUGGAGGCAUGUACUAAUGUUAUUCAACCAGCACAAUUAGAAGUGAUGUUACAAUUAGAAAAUUUACACGAUAAUGAAAAUAAUGGAAAUGUACCUGCAUUGAAUUUAAAUUUAAUUCUUCACGAAGAAUGCAAAGCAGAUGGGAAUUUGGACAACGAUCAUUUAAGUUUAGACCUAGAUAAUCAUAAUUCUAGAUUUGAAACUUUGUACAGUCAACCAGUUGAGACUCAAGAGUCAAAAGAAAUUUGUAGUAAUGGAAACAUUACUAAUGAGUUAUGUUUCAAACAACAGAAAGCAUGUUGUAGUAGUUCAGGGGAUAGUAAUACUAGCAGUAAGUCGGAAGAUAGUCCUAUAAAUCCUCCUUUAAGAAGAUCUUCUAAAACUUUAUCAUUUGUAAAGCGAAAAGGUAAACAACGUAGCAAAGAUCAAAGUCAAAUGUGUACACAUGUUUUAUCUUCAAAAAAGAAACGAAGCAGUUGGGUAUUAAAAUUUAACUGUGCUAAGAACAAAAGUUCCAAAAGUUCAGAUAUUAUUCCUGGUCAAGGAAAUAAUAGUUCAGAUUGUGUGUGUAUUGGUCAUAGAAGAACCGAAGAACACCCGAUGGGAGCUGGUGUUAUAUUUAAUAGCCGAUCUGCUCCACAAAGUCCAGUGCUUGGACCACUUCCACCCAGUCCUGUGAUUGAUCUUUCAAGAUUCAAUCCAGAGGAAUUUCCGAUGGAAGAUUGCGAUGAACGAGCUCGUUUGCAACGUGCACGAGAAAUGGAAGAGGGGGUUGAACCUCCUCCCGGUUACAAGCCUAAUUAUCCUUCAGGUAUUCAAGUACAUCCAAAUGGGAUAACGGUGGACAGUCUAGCAGCCUUGUUCCAAGCGCACAGCGUUCUCACAGCGUUAUCACAAAUCGAUUUUACAUUAAUUCCGAGUAUUGGAAGGCCAGCACAUACGCAGGUUGAUUAUGUUCAUUGCCUUGUGCCAGAUCUUAAAUCGAUUACAGCCUGUUCUUUUUAUUGGGGAAAAAUCGAUAGAUAUGAAGCUGAACGUUUAUUAGAGGGCAAACAAGAGGGUACGUUUCUGUUGCGUGAUUCAGCCCAAGAGGAGUUCAUUUUUUCUGUUAGUUUCCGAAAAUAUGGACGAUCUUUGCAUGCUCGAAUCGAACAAUGGAAUCAUAAGUUUAGUUUCGAUGCGCACGAUCCGGGAGUAUAUGCCUCAGAAACGGUAUGCGGUUUAAUCGAGCAUUACAAAGAUCCAUCUUGUUCUAUGUUCUUUGAGCCUAUGCUUACAAUACCAUUGCAUCGAAAUUUUGCUUUCCCUUUACAACAUAUAUGUCGAGGGGUAAUCACUACACGAACGACGUACGACGGUAUAAAUAAGUUGCAAUUGCCAAAGACACUUAAAAGUUAUCUGAAGGAAUAUCAUUACAAGCAAAGAGUACGGGUUAGGCGAUUAGAUACUGAAAAUGAUUUACAAUCAUAUGGAAGAUCCAUAUCAUAUUUACCUUUAUGAAUUUCUAUAUUCACAUUCAGUAGAGAUUGACACGCAUUACUUUAUUGAUUUUGCAUUCACAUCUACGACUUUAUUGAAGUCAUAUGUGGCAUACGUAUAGUAGCGGAGUGGAGUAUUGAUACGUAUGAAAAGCGUAACUAAUUUUUUGGAAAAAGUUACGAAAUUUGGGAAGUAAUAUUCCCCCCUUUUUUCUCUCUUUUUUCUUUCCGAACACUAUCCGUCCUUUAUUUUCUUCACGUUCACUUUACUCAAAUGUCAGUGAUUUGCGGGGUUAUAAUGAUAUUUCUUUGGUAAGUAUCGACGAUUGCAAAAAACAUCUAUUUGAAACCACUACUCCCUUAUACGCAUAUGUUACACCGUUGUUAGAGAAUAAACUUCUUUCGACAUUUCUGUUAAGAAAAGGACCGCGAUAUUAGCAAAUAAACCGAUACGUAUUCUACAUGAAAUGGAAUAAUAGCUUUCUACAGUUUUCCACUUUAUCGUCGUUUCUUACAUUUUUGCAUCUCAAGUACACAAAUAUGUUGAUUAAAAACAGAGGUAACAUGUAAAUACACAAAA
Habropoda laboriosa is the source of this 2229-nucleotide messenger RNA. RefSeq lists its product as uncharacterized. Gene Ontology annotation, molecular function: 1-phosphatidylinositol-3-kinase regulator activity. The transcript has 5 exons. The record is from RefSeq and is a predicted model, not a curated record. Gene Ontology annotation, biological process: intracellular signal transduction; phosphatidylinositol phosphate biosynthetic process. Bases 112 to 1671 code for a protein of 519 amino acids. NCBI's taxonomy places the organism in Eukaryota, Metazoa, Arthropoda, Insecta, Hymenoptera, Apidae. Gene Ontology annotation, cellular component: phosphatidylinositol 3-kinase complex.